AUGCUUCUUAAUUCUAUUUUCCACAUCACUCUCGCUAGUCUGAUCUUUUCGAGAGAUGACUCCUGUACCAUGACCAACAAAACCAUUGCCGCUCAUCUUUUGAAAUACCGGUUUGACCAAGAUGCCGUCGUUAAAUUGCUUCGUGGGCCAAAAGCUUUACAGGAUAAGAUGCUUGCCUCUCUGUGCUCCUUGAUCCGGGAGGAAUGCAGGCGAAGCACUACCUUUGCUACGGCAUUUAAAGGCCACGUGGUUAUGCCAUGCCGGAAGCCCGCGUUGUUUGACAUAAUUGGCAUCAGCAAGGAGUACAAGCUGUACAUUCCAGUGCGCAAGACUAUACUCGCGUUAGCAAUCUGUCGAGGACCUCUUGGUAACAGAUCUCAAUUGGAGCUACGCUUGUGCCAUCAUAGCUCCAGCUCCCUGGAUCCGGAAGAAAGCGGUGUCGAAUGCGUUAACGACGGGAAGCAUCAGAGCCACCAGUUCCCACGUCCGGAAUGA
Molecule: messenger RNA, 495 nt
Organism: Alternaria burnsii
Lineage: Eukaryota; Fungi; Ascomycota; Dothideomycetes; Pleosporales; Pleosporaceae
Exons: 2
Coding region: 1-495 (164 amino acids)
Source: RefSeq, a predicted model, not a curated record